AACGACUAAGUGGGUAAUGUCAAAUAAUAGAAAGGCGAGAACAGUCUGGUGAGUUCAGAAAAUCAUAUCACUUUACUGUAAUGUAGCCUUCAAAACCAGGAAGAGACAACACUUAUUUGGUUAGAAUUUCAAAAUCUAAGACGAUGUUUAGUAGGACUGGGUAUCUGUAUUGGAUACCUUUAAGGUAUCGACCGAAAUAACCCAGUAUCAAGUAGUAUAGAAACGUCUCCAGUCAAACGAUACCCACAUUUGAUCCUUUUUGUGCAGUGUGUAUGAUCCCGGACCGUCCUGACUCCCUCCCGGAUCAGCAGACUUAUGGCUGACAUCCAACACCAAGACGUUAAACGGUCCCAAUAAACUCACACAGACACCAAAGUGGCUUAACUGUGUUGUAAAACCUGUUAAUAACCAUUAGGUAAUGUUGGCAGUGUGAUACUAACAGUAAGCUUUAUCACUGUACCUGUGGCCAGGCGGACUCUCACAACUGUCCUUGGGGUGGAGUCUACAGUACAGUGUAUUUGAUGGAAUUGGCAGUUCUGUGUGCCGAGAUGCCACCAAAACAUUCAAAAGUAUAGGUAUACACUACACGCUACUCACAUGGAAGAUAUUCAAUUAAGUACUCUUUUGGUAUUGGUAUCACUUUAAGGGUACUGGUAUCAGAAUUUUUCUAGGGCUGCCCCCGACUAAGAAUUUUCCUAGUCGACCAAUAGUCGUCAUUUAGGUCCAAUGGUCAACUAGUCUCCUGCACGUUUACGAUAUGAAUGUAAUGAUUAAAUGAUAUAUUUUGGUGGUUUGAGUUGAAGGUGUGAGAAAGAAUAGUAUCAGUAACAUUGUUAACACUGUGCUACAUUACAGAGAAAUACAAACCGUACUAAUGAACCUUCAUUAAUAUAGGCCUAUAUUUUAUCUCCAAGUGCACGUCACACACUGAGCGAGCCGCCUGUUAAUGACGCUGUGGGCUAAUGGGCAUGUAGCUACUUCCAUGUUUCAGAUGAUACGUCAUGUUUGUAGUCAACCAAUGAAGAUGAGUUUACAUAUCACCUUGGGUUCGUCCUUCACUUUCUCAAAAUGAUCUUUGGAUUUCCUGCCCGACAUGUUAUCAACUAGUCUGUGGAAUAACCGCUGGAAAUUAAUGUUAGUCGACUAUUGUUUAGUCUGUUGAAUUAAAGGUUGCAUUUGGUAUUUUUCUGAACCGGUCUCACUGUUGCAGUUGAGUGAAAUCAGGAGUGAAUGCCUCUACCUGCCUUUUCAUCAUUAAAUUAGUGUCCCUAAAAAUCCCACGUGAAUUUAGAUGAAGUGUUGCAGCAAAGCAGCUAAUUCAUACCCACAGUUUGUUUGGUUUUUGCAGCUCUUGGGGCUUUUGAAUUUUAACUUUGGACCACAGGCGAGAUCCUUGAGCAUUCCUCCUGCCAGCCUCCUUUUUAUCUCCCAUGUGUGUGUUCCUGUACAUGUUUGUUCCCUCGCUUCAGCUUCUUUCGCUCUGCCUUGCCGUUGCCUAUUUGUUGACUUCCUGUCGAACAGCAGCUCCCUCCCUCCCUCCUCUUCCUCUCUUUCUGUCGCUCUCCCCGUUGUUCGCUGUGCCCCCUCCUCUCUCCUUCCUCCUUGUUCUUUAAUCCCACCCUCCCCGAGCCUGUUUGGAUGUCAUCUGGUCUCUUAUGUAAGAGGCAUGGGAGGGGGAAUGGCUUUGGUGCUUGGUUGCCAUACGCCUGGCCAGCCGCCGUAGUCUGCCUCCCUCAUGUGUUGUGGUGGCACUGGAGUGUUUUCGCCAUUAGCCGGCUAGUCACAGAGAGGGAGAGAGAGAGAGAGAGAGACAGUGAGGGACUGAUGGUUGUACAUGGGGAUUCCAGUGCCCCUUUGCACAGCAGGGCUAUGUCCUCGGCAGCCACCACAUCUCCAUCUGUGGACAAAGUGGACGGAUUUUCACGGAAGUCUGUCAGGAAGGCCAAGCAGAAGCGGUCGCAGAGCUCGUCCCAGUUCCGCUCUCAGGGCAAACCCAUAGAGCUCACGCCCUUGCCACUGCUCAAGGACGUGCCAGCGCCGGAGCAGCCGGAGCUGUUCCUGAAGAAGCUGCAGCAGUGCUGUACUGUCUUUGACUUCAUGGACACGCUGUCGGACCUCAAGAUGAAGGAGUACAAGCGCUCCACGCUCAACGAGCUGGUGGACUACGUGACCGUCAGCCGGGGCUACCUGACAGAGCAGGCCUACCCCGAGGUCGUCAAAAUGGUGUCUCACAACAUAUUCCGGACCCUUCCGCCCAGUGACAGUAAUGAGUUUGACCCAGAGGAAGACGAGCCCACGCUUGAGGCCUCCUGGCCACACUUACAGUUGGUAUACGAGUUCUUCAUCCGGUUCUUGGAGAGUCAGGAAUUCCAGCCCAGCAUUGCCAAAAAGUACAUAGACCAGAAGUUUGUCCUACAGCUCUUGGAGUUGUUUGACAGCGAGGAUCCUCGGGAGAGAGACUACCUGAAGACAGUCUUGCAUAGAAUCUACGGCAAAUUCCUGGGUCUGAGGGCUUUUAUACGAAAACAGAUCAAUAAUAUUUUUCUACGUUUUGUUUAUGAGACGGAGCACUUCAACGGGGUGGCUGAGUUGCUGGAGAUCCUGGGGAGUAUAAUCAAUGGUUUCGCUCUGCCACUGAAAGCGGAGCAUAAACAGUUUCUGGUCAAAGUGUUGCUCCCCCUCCACACUGUCAGGAGUCUGUCCCUCUUCCACGCACAGUUGGCGUAUUGCAUUGUACAGUUCCUAGAGAAAGACCCAACAUUAACAGACCCAGUCAUCAGAGGCUUACUGAAAUUCUGGCCAAAAACCUGCAGUCAAAAAGAGGUGAUGUUUCUAGGGGAGCUGGAGGAGAUCCUGGACGUUAUUGAACCCACACAGUUCGUCAAGAUCCAGGAGCCGCUCUUCAAACAGAUCUCCAGAUGUGUCUCCAGCCCACAUUUCCAGGUUGCAGAGCGAGCUCUGUACUACUGGAACAAUGAGUACAUCAUGAGUCUGAUCGAGGAGAACUCCAGCGUCAUCCUGCCCAUCAUGUUCGCCAGCCUCUACAGGAUCUCCAAAGAGCACUGGAACCCGGCGAUCGUGGCGCUGGUGUACAAUGUACUGAAGGCCUUCAUGGAGAUGAACAGUACCUUAUUUGAUGAACUCACAGCCACUUACAAGUCGGACCGCCAGCGUGAGAAGAAGAAGGAGAAGGAGCGGGAGGAGCUGUGGAAGAAGCUGGAGGACUUGGAGCUGAAGCGGGGCCUUAAGAGCGACGGGAUCAUCCCAACUUAACGAAGACAGCGCCGCGCUCCCCUCUGCCCUUUCCCCCCCUCCUCUCCCCCUGUGACUCCCCCUCCCCUCCAUCCUGACCCCGACUCCCCCCUCCUCCUCCUCCACAUCAGCCAUGUCUGCCCAGAGCUCCGAGAAAUCCCCGAUACAGGCCAUCGUCUCUGGAUCGACACGGAGCGCCCGCUGGUUUCUUAAUUGUUUUUUUUUUUUUUUUUCUUAUGUUUUUUUUUUUCUCCUGUGUUUGUGCGACUUACUUUACAGUAGAUUCAUCACGUCUGUUUUCAUUAUUUCAACAGCACUGUAAAUAAUUAUUUUUUUCUUUUUUUUUCCCUUAAACUGAUAUUAUUGCAAAACGGAAAAACAAAACAAUAAUAAUAAAAAAACGGAAGAAAAAAAUAGAAAAUGAGAAAAUGACUUGUGUGGGAGGGGGAAUUAAACAAAAAAAAAAACUUUUGGACUGUAGGACGUGAAGCGAACUCUUGGAAAACAAAAAACAACAAAAAAAGAGAAGAUAGAUUGAUUUUAACUCUUCAUCCCACUCUUCUUCUUCAGUACAGUCCCGUGUGUAAUUUUUAUUUUCCUGGUUCUCCUCUUUGCUUUUCCUCUCGUUGCCUCCAUCUUUCUGUUCCCUCCCUCCCUCCAAUGGUGCAUCUGUCAUUUCUGCCCCUCGUGUGGGACGUCGGACUGAUAAUGGGUCCCCCUCUGCCCCCUUAGGGUUCCUCCCACCUGUCUACAGGGUCUCCUUCCUGUUUUAAAUGGGGGGGGGGGACUGAACAAAAAUGCAUUUGAAAACAACAGUAGGGACUUCCUCAGUACACACACACACACACACACAUCUCCUCUCUGAGUGCGUUUACAUGCGUGUUCAUGGAACAGUUAAUUGUAUGAAUAUUAAAUCUUGUGCUCAAUAUACUUAUUGUUUUAUUGGUGUCACGAUACUGGGAUUUCUAACUUUAGUACAAAACCUUUAAAAAUAUCGACACUGUUUUCAGUACUAUGGGGGAAAAUUGACAUUAAGAGCAUAAUUUAACAAGGCUAUAACAUGACAAUGACGACUUACAGCAACAAUAAGAGCGAGACGUCCUGCUGGUACCAUGUAUCAAUAGGAGUGAAAAUGAGGAUUGAAAAUAUUCCCAAAUGACAUGUAUCAAUAAAUUGAUAUGUUUGACAGCACUCAGUUAAGUGUCCAUCUAUCCACCUCAAAAUACACAAUUAAAUGCCUCAAUAUUUGUAUGUUGUGAUCUCAAAAUAAUGAGAACAACACAAUCUUUGCAUCAGAAGGCAGCAGAAGUUCAUUUAAAGAAAACUCCAGCUCAGUUUCAUGAGUGAGUUCAGUUUAAAAUCAUGUUUUUGACACCAAACAUCAGCUUGAGAAGAACUUCAGUGACGCUGUAUAUUAAAGACGGUUCAAGAUACACUAUGCAGGAUUUUCCUAAAAGACAAUGAAAGUAAUUCCUCUCAGUCAUCACUUGAGACCUGUAGAGACUCCACCCUCUGUCUGGAUUUUCUUAUUAUGGGCGUGUACCCCCACAAGGCUCAAGUGGGGUUUUAUAAAAAAGCAGCGACCAGGUGCCAGACCAAUAGCAGCAGGCAUCCAAAGAAAACAGCGCCGGAAAACAAACGCUAAUAUAGCGAGGCUAAACGGCAAAUGAGCAUGAAUCUUGGGUUGGCUUCAACUUUACCUUUCACUACCGAGUGGGUUUUGAAUCACUAACCGUCAAUCCUGCAUCGUAUACCUUUAAUUUUGGUUUGCAUUAACGGUUAAGAAAAGAAAACACUGAUGCAGCUGUAUUAAAGAGAUCAAGUAUUCCGUGUUUGAAUCCACUGGCUGGCCUUGACCCUUCUGUGUGGAGUUUGCUUGUUCUCCCCGAGUCAGUGUGGGUUUUCUCCAGCUUCCUCCCACAGUCCAAAGACAUGCAGGUUAACUGGUGACUCUAGACUGGCCAUGUGAAUGGUUGUCUGUCUCUAUGUGUCAGCCCUGUGAUCGUCUUGUCCAAUAUCAGCUGGGAUAGGCAGUUAUGGCAAAUGAAUAAAAUAAUGAAUAAAUGAUCAAAUUUAAAGCACGUGCCAUCACUAAAUCCCGAGCGGCAGUGGCGGACCCCGCCACAAACAAAGCAACUUCAUAUAUAGGGAGAGAGAAUUACUGAAUGUAAAAACACUGAAUGGUUUCAACAUAAAUUGCUGACUGUAAAUCACAACUGGGGUUUGAAACGAUGACUUGAACCACUAUUUGCUGGAGUAGAGGUUUUUCCUCCUUUACUUUGGUGCCAUCUGGUGGUCGUAUCAGCAGUGACACCUUUAAACAGCAAACAAAAAGACAAACUUAAUCAAAAUAAAAUAUACAAAAUAAAUAUGACCUAAUUAAUUAUCUAACACAAUAAGUAUAUUGAUGCACAGAUAUUUAAUUUAAUGCCAUGUUUACCCUGACUCCUGCCUGUGUGACAUCACCUUAAAUACUUUUUAAAGAAGAGUCAGGCGUUGUUUCCUGUUUGGCUGCUGCUUGAAUGAGCUCAAAACCUGUCGGCCAUCUUUUAUUUUGGUGACUUGUGCAACAUGCUGGUGAAAAUGCAAGAAUCCUGAACGCUCUGCAUGUAAAGGCACUCCAUACAUCUCCUCCUCCUCCUCCUCUAAAAAUGAUGGACUACUUCUCAUCACUUGAUUAUCUCCUCCUCUCCUCCAUUUUCUUCUUUUCUUUUUUUUGGUAACCUUUGACCCCUCCCUCCCUCCUCACCUGCCGUACCAGGUACCCCUGGUAUCAGUCUGGCACUGGUACCCUCCGGCCACGACGGGGACUUUCAACUAAAAACAAACAAAAAAAAAAAGAGUCUUGAGAGGAGCGCCAAAAAUCUUCC
This is a messenger RNA of Epinephelus fuscoguttatus (brown-marbled grouper), 6122 nucleotides long. It is a transcript of the gene ppp2r5eb, whose product is annotated as protein phosphatase 2, regulatory subunit B', epsilon isoform b. NCBI's taxonomy places the organism in Eukaryota, Metazoa, Chordata, Actinopteri, Perciformes, Serranidae. The record is from RefSeq and is a predicted model, not a curated record. Gene Ontology annotation, biological process: signal transduction; protein dephosphorylation. Gene Ontology annotation, molecular function: protein phosphatase activator activity. The transcript is spliced from 14 exons. Gene Ontology annotation, cellular component: nucleus; cytosol; protein phosphatase type 2A complex. The coding region runs from base 1639 to 3273 and encodes 544 amino acids.